AGACAUAGUGGGGAGGGUUCUGCUAUAGUCAUACCCAAUAUACAAGCAUGCAACUGCAAACUGUUAAAUGCUGUUACAUGAAGUUACAUGGUUCCACAGUUUGCUAUCUCUCUCUCUCCAUCUCUCUCUCUCUCUCUCUCUCUCUCUCUCUCUCUCUCUCUCUCACCUCCAGAAGGACCCCUAAGAGAUCAAUGUUCACCCAACUUUUCUCUCUGCUAUUGUCAUCAUCCUGACUGUCCCGCUGCCUCUGAAAACAAACCGCCUAUUAUUUCUGCACAUCUGUCAGAUUUCUCUGCUGUGGGUGUAGUCUGAUGGAUCAACAUGUCUACCAAUAACAGCAUAGCCCAGGCCCGGAAGCUGGUGGAGCAACUGAGAAUCGAGGCCGGGAUGGAACGCAUUAAGGUCUCUAAAGCAGCAUCAGACCUUAUGAGCUACUGUGAGCAGCAUGCCCGUAGCGACGCCCUGCUGGUCGGGCUGCCCGCCUCAGAGAACCCCUUCAAGGACAAGAAGCCCUGCAUCAUCCUAUAGUCGCAAACACACGCACACUCACACACACACACACACACACUC
Messenger RNA from Gadus morhua (Atlantic cod), 570 nucleotides. RefSeq names its product guanine nucleotide binding protein (G protein), gamma 7 (gene gng7). Bases 322 to 528 code for a protein of 68 amino acids. The transcript has 3 exons. The record is from RefSeq and is a predicted model, not a curated record. Gene Ontology annotation, molecular function: G-protein beta-subunit binding. Gene Ontology annotation, biological process: G protein-coupled receptor signaling pathway. Gene Ontology annotation, cellular component: heterotrimeric G-protein complex. NCBI's taxonomy places the organism in Eukaryota, Metazoa, Chordata, Actinopteri, Gadiformes, Gadidae.